UCCGUUUCCACUCUGCGCUUGCGUCAGCGUCGUCUGGGUCUCCCUCUGGGAUCUCAGGCUGUGAUGGCGGAGGUGGACGACGCCGACAUCAUGGUGAACUUCCAGGGUGAUUUCCUAAAAAGCGGCAGGAAAAGCUGUCGCUACCCGUACUGCAUUGUCUGGACGCCCAUUCCGAUUUUAUCGUGGGUGCUGCCCUUCAUCGGUCACAUGGGCAUCUGCACCUCUUCAGGGGUCAUACGAGACUUUGCGGGAUCUUACUUCGUCUCGGAGGACAACAUGGGGUUUGGUCGACCCACAAAGUACUGGAGGCUCGAUGUGGAUAAAGUCUGUGGCAACGGUGCGGCAACGUGGGACCAAGCAGUGCACGAUGCAUCUGAGGAAUACAAAUGCAGGCCGCACAACCUGUGCAUGGAUAACUGUCAUUCCCACGUUGCCAUGGCUUUAAACCUGAUGCGGUAUGACAACAGCUCAUCCUGGAACAUGGUGAACCUCUGUGUGCUGUCCUUCAUUCAUGGGAAGCAUGUGAGCUGGGCAGCGGUCCUGAAGACCUGGCUCCCCUUCAUCAUGCUCUGUGGGGUCCUCGCCACGUUCAUCCUGACUCUGAACCUACAGUAAUGCAGCGAGCGGCACCAGGAGAGGGCUUUAGUGAUGCUGGUGCACACAGUCACUGACAUGAGUGGUGUGUGUUUUGAUGGGACGUUUGCAAAAUUAUCAAAUGGAACGACUCGUUAUGUUUAAUUUAACAAGCUUACUUGUUGUUUUUAAAGGAUUUGUAUCAUUGUUUUUGUAGCUUUACCUUAUCAUUUGUAUCCAGUAUUGCAGUUCCCAAUAGCUGUAUUAAAUCACGUGUGCAAUAUCAAGAAAUAUAUGAAACAACAUAAAAGGGGGGGAGGGGAAGAAAGGCACAGUUUUGCUCAGUACGCAGCCAAAGGUUGCAGAAGAGUGAUAAUUUAAGCCCGAAUUACCAAACUCUGGCAUCAGCGCAUUGCGCAAUGUUCACCUAGUACAAAAGCAGCGAUAGCAAAAUUAGCAGCAAGAAUUUGAGAUCAUAAAGUGAAGAAGUACAUAGGAAUUUAUCCAUUGAGCUGUGGGAAGUCAGGCGAAAAUUUUCUCUACAGUAGUGAAUGAAAGCUAGUGAUAGAAACUGUAAUUUGAAACUAACAUUCUGGCAGCAUUCAGACAAAUGUCAUUUCCACUUCGGUUCUGUGCAACAUUGUUUCUUGGAUGUGCACAGGCAUCCAUCCGCAUGUUCCUCCAAACAGCUCACCAGAAUAGUCUACUUUAUCUUAUCAACCCAUACAGUGGUUGUGCACACCUCGCCUUUAUCCAUAUAGUCAGCUUGUGUUUGCUAUAUCACCUUAAUAUAGUUGAGAAAACAUUACUCUGAGGACAGCAUCUGUCUGCAGUUAUUUAGCUCCCAACGAAAUGUUUAUCCCUAAAAGUCACUUCAAAUUAUUACUAAUGGAUGGAUGUGAAAAUGCUGAUCUAUAACCAAGACUGCAGUCAAGCACUCUUGUGUAGAGACACGAGUGAAGUCAAUAUCACGAGCAAAAUGCAGGGAAAACGUUUGGAGAGAUUGGUCACAGAUUAAUCUGUGGACUUUAGCACAGAUUUUGACAACAGAUACAUAAAAAAAACAAUGACUAAGAUCUAAAGAUAUAAAGGGCAUUAUAUCUAAAACCAGUUAUUAUUAUGACGAGCAAUGGCCAAUUAAAAAAAGAGUUUUUUUUUAACCUUUUUACCGGUUUUUUUACCUGAUAAACUUUAUGCUGACAAACAGCACCCAGAGUCGUCUGGGUUUUUCCCCCCUACUCAAGACAUCUGUCUCUAAGCCUUGGCAUGAACGGUGCUGUGUGCCCAUCCCUGAUCUCUGGGUUGAAAUCAGAUCCCCAAUAUUUCAUAAUCCUGGGCCAAACAGUGUUUCCAGUGGAGAGACUGUUUUUGGUUGAAAUGUAUCUUUUUAUACUUGUUUACUUCCAACCGUCUUUACUACACAGAUCAUCUCUACAGCAAAUGUGCUCACUCUGUCCUUUUUUGUGUGAUGCCAAUAAGAAUUUACAUAUUCAAUCAAUAUAUUUCUGUUAAUUUUUUAAUGACGAAAUCAGUCCUUGUCCUUAGUACAGUAGUAAUCCAGAUAGAAAAUACACUGUCGUUCAUAAAUACUCACCUCCUAUUUUUAGGAGGGGCGUGGCUUCAGAUGCUUUUUUGUUCUCAAAAAGUGCUUUCGAAAUCCUUCAUCUGCUAUGAAAAGCUGGUUAUGAUUUAUUUAAGUCUCAUAUUUUCAAUAUUUAUGGAUCUUAUCUAGUUCUAAAAUGUGAUAUUUUCCCUUUAUGUAACAAAGUUUUGUUUUGUUUUAGUAACGGUGCAAUACAGGGUCCGCAAAUCUUU
This is a messenger RNA of Poecilia reticulata (guppy), 2388 nucleotides long. RefSeq names its product transmembrane protein 222-like. Lineage: Eukaryota; Metazoa; Chordata; Actinopteri; Cyprinodontiformes; Poeciliidae. The record is from RefSeq and is a predicted model, not a curated record.